Haplochromis burtoni (Burton's mouthbrooder) is the source of this 3538-nucleotide messenger RNA. RefSeq names its product zinc finger, FYVE domain containing 9b (gene zfyve9b). NCBI's taxonomy places the organism in Eukaryota, Metazoa, Chordata, Actinopteri, Cichliformes, Cichlidae. Bases 240 to 3041 code for a protein of 933 amino acids. Gene Ontology annotation, cellular component: endosome; early endosome membrane. The record is from RefSeq and is a predicted model, not a curated record. Gene Ontology annotation, biological process: endosomal transport; liver development. The transcript is spliced from 15 exons. Gene Ontology annotation, molecular function: metal ion binding.
UAGCUCUGCUGUCUUGGCUUGUACACCGUCCUGCGGGCUGUGUGGACAGCAAACUGGGGAGGGACAUUUCUGCACACCUCUUGAGUUUCUUCAAAGAGCUGCAGAGAGGCACGGGGGAGGAGGGAGAUCACACAGAAAGGGGGGGUAAGAGAGAGGCGAAAUCAUCCCAUCUUUCGCUUGUGAGCAAGGCACUGCUGCUUGAAUCCAUUUUCCUCCGCGCUCAGAUGUAACAGGAUAAAAUGCUGAAGUUCUUCACAGCGCGGGAUGAUGAGAAUGAAAGCCUUUUGGGAGCAAUAACUGAGGAUGAAGGGGACAGUACGUCUCUUCAGGACACCAAGCACCACUGGCUGAACAGACCCUGUCUGCUGGUGCUCAAAGAUGGAGAUGUGUCAAAACCUGCACUGGACUGUAGAGAAAUCAGACCGCAAUCUCCAUCUAAAGCCACAUCGGAUGCGACGCUCAGAAGCAAAUCUGGACCUUGUGAGCAGAAACCUAUUGAACAUCCCACUGAAUCUGCUUCCCAAGUGGUGAAUGGCAGCUGCACUGUGACUUCCAUCUCCACAUGGGGUGAAAAGGAGUCCCCCAGCCCUCUAGUGUUGGGCCCAGCAGAGGCCGCGUGGGCAGAGGAGGAGGAAGAGAAGAACCAGAAGUCGCCGGUUCUCCCAUCAAAGGAAGACUCUGUGAUUGAGGAGAAGGAGCGGGAGGAAAGUGGGCUGGAGCAGCAGGAUGAGACCUGCAGCUUGGAGGGACCAUCUCGAGGAGAUCAGACAAACACCAAUAAGGCUGGGGCAGGCCGCGGGGAGGAAGCGAUGGGUGAGUGCGCUGCUUCUCCUGUGGAUCUCGAUGACAUGUCUGAGACGAGCCCCGUUGGCAUUUUGUCCAAGGAUCGAGUCACUGUCCUUGGUGAGGUGGCCCCCGUGUGGGUCCCCGAUGCCGAAGCGCAGGUCUGCAUGAAGUGUGGUAUCAAGUUUACAUUCACCAAGAGGAGGCACCACUGCCGUGCCUGUGGGAAGGUUUUUUGUGCACUUUGCUCCAGUUUGAAGUUCAAACUUACGCACCUGGAUGGGAAGGAGGGACGAGUGUGCAUUUCCUGUCAUUCAGCACUCAUUAAAAGGAUGUCUCCAAAAGGAAAAAGAAGGGUGUGGUUCGCAGACGAAAUCCUCACCAAUAAGCAUUCAGAGUCUGCCCCGACCACACCCGUCAGGGAGCCCGCGUUCUCACCGCUGAUGAGUCGAGUGCUGGGUGGGCCUGUUAAAAGUCCUGUGGGUUCACCCCAGAUCAGGAGAACUUUGAGGCCACAUGGAACAAUGAUUGGUGAGGCCUGUGGUCCCUACGGCUGGGGAACCACAGCUUUAGUGAGCAGCUCUGCUAACCUCAUUCCCUUGGAUGGUUUGCCACCCAUACUCACCUCCACAGGAGUCAAAGGAGACUACACUGUGGAGGAGCAGCCCUCCGAGAUGCUCCUUAUUCAGGAGUUGGAGAGCGGCAGACCCAAGCCUCUGGUGUUUGUUCUCAAUGCUAACCUGCUCGCUAUGGUGAAGUUGGUCAACUACGUUAACAGGAAGUGCUGGUGUGUGACAACAAAGGGAAUGCACGCUGUAGGGCAGGUGGAGCUGGUGGUGCUGCUGCAGUGCCUACCUGAAGAAAAAAGCUUCCCCAAAGACAUUUUUAGGCACUUCAUUCAGCUGUACAGAGACACUUUCACAGGGAAGGUUGUGAAACACCUGUCACUCUCCCUGUUUGGCAGCAGCUUCUUUGGCAGUCAGGAUCAUGCAGGCUUCCUGUACGUUCGCUCCACUCUCCAGUCCCUUCAAGGUCUACCUCUGCCAAACCAGCCCUACCUCUUUGGCCUGCUGGUCCACAGAGCAGAGGUGGCCUGGGCCAAAGCCUUUCCCUUGCGCCUCAUGCUGCGACUGGGCGCUGAGUACAGAUGUAAGCCAGGCAACUAUGUAAGCUCUCUGAGUUAUAAUGUUUCUUCCCCAGUUACCCACUUUCUGUCUCUUGUUCCAGUUUACCCAUGCCCUCUGUACAGUGUACGCUUUAGGAAGCCCUUGUUUGGGGAUAUAGGUCACACAAUAAUGCGACUGUUAGUGGACUUUAGGAAUUACCGUUACAGCCUACCAGUGGUAUCGGGGCUCACUGUGGACUUAGAAGCUCAUAGGACUUGCAUAAAAAUACCGAACACUGGGUAUAAUGAGCUAAUGAAGGCUGUGAAUAAGUCCAAUGAGCAUGUGCUGGCAAUAGGGGCAUGCUUCAAUGACACUGCAGACUCCCACCUCAUCUGUGUCCAAGCAGACGAUGGCCAGUAUCAGACCCAAGCCAUCAGCAUCCACAAUCAACCACGUAAAGUUACUGGAUCAUGCUUUAUUAUAUUCAGUAGUGCGCUGAAAGCGUCAGCAGGAUACCUGGCCAAAUCCAGCGUUGUAGAAGAUGGGCUAAUGGUGCAGAUCACCGUGGAAACCAUGGCGGAGCUCCGUCGAUCACUACGGGAGAUGAAAGACCACACUGUCACCUGUGGACGGCUGGACCAAUCAGAGAGCCAGGAGCUUGUUUGUGUACAGUGGGUGGAGGAGAAAUGCACUGUGAAUAAGGGCAUCAUCAGCCCCAUCGAUGGGAAAUCAAUGGAGUCUAUCAGCAGUACCAAGAUGUUCCAGAAGUCCGAAUACAAAGAAAAUGGAAAGAUCAUCCGCUGGACAGAAGUGUUUUUCCUGCAGACAGGUGAUAAUCCCAAAGGAGCAGUGACUGACUCUGCUGAACACAACCGGCUCACGGAGAGAAUCGCCCGGGCAUUUUGCUUGGCACUGUGUCCACACCUUAAACUGCUGAAAGAGGACGGGAUGGCCAAACUGGGACUGCGUGUCACUUUUGACUCCCAAGAGGCUGGAUUUGUGGCAGGAAGCAAUGGGCAGCCCCUCCCAGCUCAGUACCUCAAUGCGCUGAAUAGCGUGCUGAUUCCUGUCAUCCACAGCAGGGGGCGCAAGAGGGACGGCGAGCCCAUAGUGAUGGAGCUCAUUUUUUACAUCCUUGAGAACAUCACUUAGAGAACUCAGACUUUCCACUAAUUCAUCUUCUUAACCCUGACCACUGCUUCAUCUUCAGCACUUCUCACCAGUUUCAGGGCAAUAAAAGCAUUCCAAAGGCAAAGCGGAUCAUAUCCAAGGUCCGCAUCCAUCUCAUCCAAGAGAUCUGACUCUUUGUGGUUUUCUGAUCUCACUCGGCCCAGCCACAAUCAAUCAGGCUACGCAUGAAACCUACGAUGGACCAUUAGAUAAGGGUGCAGCUCUCGCACUGUAGUAGCAAUUUCAUGGCUUGAAAUCAUCAAUGUCACAAUGUUUAAUACAUAUUUUACAGUCAAUACCUUUAAAGUGAUAGCUCACAACCUUAAAGCUAAGAGAAUGACUUGAAGUUAUGUAUCAAAUCCAAAUAGCAGCUUCAUGCGCACUGAAUGAAUGCCUGGAGAAUGUUUUAAUAUUUGAUGAAUUUUAACUGACUGCUCAUGAAAUGUAAUGUUAGCUUGGAAUUAAACUUGCAACAGUGA